This is a messenger RNA of Mixia osmundae IAM 14324, 790 nucleotides long. RefSeq lists its product as uncharacterized. The record is from RefSeq and is a predicted model, not a curated record. Bases 280 to 705 code for a protein of 141 amino acids. Lineage: Eukaryota; Fungi; Basidiomycota; Mixiomycetes; Mixiales; Mixiaceae. Gene Ontology annotation, molecular function: diaminohydroxyphosphoribosylaminopyrimidine deaminase activity. The transcript has a single exon.
AGUUUGUCGAGCGUUGCUGCUUCAUCUGGCGGAAAACCUGCGAGUCGUUGCUUCAGAGCUGCUCGGCACCACUCCAUGAGGAGCAAGCACCUUCGUGCUCGAUAGCCAACGCAGCCUCGACAUCGCUGGCUUUGACGAGGUCGAACCGCAUCGUGGCUCGCUCGAACGCACAAAAUCACGAUGACAUCAGUUGCAUCGACGCACAAUCCAGGUCUGGCAGCCCUCCUCAAUCAACCAUCGCUCAGAAACUGAAGUUGUGAGACAGACCAUGUCCGGCACAUGAGAUUGGCGCUCGAUGAGGCCCGCAAAUGCACGCCUGUAGCCAAGGCGUUCUGCGUUGGCGCCGUCAUCGUAAAGGAUGGCGCAGUCAUCUCUACGGGCUACUCUAGGGAGCUAGAAGGCAACAACACGCACGCAGAGCAAUGCGCCAUCGAUAAGCUGGUCCGAGCCGGUCGGGUCCACGAGACAAAGGACAGUGCUAUAUACACAACCAUGGAGCCUUGUUCGACACGUGCUUCUGAUCCUGUCUCCUGCACGACAAGAUGUCUGCAGGCAGGCUUCUCUCAUGUGUACUUAGCAGUCCACGAGCCGAGCGAUUUCGUCGAGUGUCAGGGCACAGACUUGCUUGUCCAAGAGGGCGUCACAGUGACUGUCGUCGAGGGACUUGCAGAUGAGGCCCUGCGGAUAGCAAGAGGAAAUGCAUAAAGGAGCCCGUCAGUCUAUGUUAUGAUCAGCCAACAUGCUGUACCAAGAUGGCAGGUGAAUCAAAGCGUGAAUCGCGAUAGCCUGC